Molecule: messenger RNA, 2969 nt
Organism: Grammomys surdaster
Lineage: Eukaryota; Metazoa; Chordata; Mammalia; Rodentia; Muridae
Gene: Mtss1
Product: MTSS I-BAR domain containing 1
Exons: 14
Coding region: 481-2781 (766 amino acids)
Biological process (GO): adherens junction maintenance; positive regulation of actin filament bundle assembly; plasma membrane organization
Cellular component (GO): cytoplasmic side of plasma membrane; actin cytoskeleton
Molecular function (GO): actin binding; phospholipid binding
Source: RefSeq, a predicted model, not a curated record
GCAACAGAUCCGGGCGACGCGAGCUGACCUCGUCUGCUGCUGCCCUAUUUCGUUCUCUCUUUCUUUAUUUUGGAGUUUCAGGAAAAAAAAUUAUAUUUGGAAAAAAAAAUAUAUAUAUUUUUCUUAAAUGGCGCUGGCCCCGGGUCAGCGGGCGGUUUUCUCUGCACCAAGAUGGGCUUUGCCGUUUCCGUCGUGGGCACCCGUGGUGGCUUGAUUGUCAGUCUUCUUCGGACAUUUUUGAGGCCAGGAGCCGAGCACUGCACGUAGGCGACUCGCCCUCCAGAGCGGCUGGGCGUCUCGGAUUGGGACUUGGGAGGCAGAGUGCAGUAAAUUGCGAGCACCGCGUGCUCUCUGCAAAACCGGCGGCGAGCCGGAGGUAGGUCGCUCCCAGGGUGAAACCGCUCCCGGGCUGAGCGAGCCCGGCCCCGUGCGCAGUGCAGCCACCCCGAGAGCGUGUCCUGUCCCCGCCGCGCCGGGAAAAUGGAGGCUGUGAUCGAGAAGGAAUGCAGCGCGCUUGGAGGCCUCUUCCAGACCAUCAUCAGCGACAUGAAGGGGAGCUAUCCAGUUUGGGAAGACUUCAUAAACAAAGCUGGAAAGCUGCAGUCCCAGCUGCGGACAACAGUAGUAGCAGCAGCUGCCUUCUUGGACGCCUUUCAGAAAGUGGCUGACAUGGCCACCAACACACGUGGUGGUACCCGGGAGAUCGGCUCAGCGCUCACCAGAAUGUGCAUGCGGCACAGGAGCAUCGAGGCCAAACUGAGGCAGUUCUCCAGUGCUUUGAUUGAUUGCCUGAUAAACCCACUGCAAGAACAAAUGGAGGAAUGGAAGAAAGUGGCCAACCAGCUGGACAAGGACCACGCAAAAGAAUAUAAGAAAGCUCGCCAAGAGAUAAAAAAGAAGUCCUCUGACACGUUGAAACUGCAGAAGAAGGCAAAAAAAGGGAGGGGUGACAUCCAGCCUCAGCUGGACAGCGCUCUCCAGGAUGUCAACGAUAAAUAUCUCCUACUGGAAGAAACAGAAAAGCAGGCUGUGCGCAAAGCACUCAUUGAAGAGCGCGGCCGGUUCUGCACCUUCAUCUCUAUGCUGCGGCCAGUGAUUGAGGAAGAGAUUUCCAUGUUAGGAGAGAUUACCCACCUUCAGACCAUAUCGGAGGAUCUGAAGAACCUGACCAUGGACCCUCACAAACUGCCCUCCUCAAGUGAACAGGUGAUUUUGGACUUGAAAGGUUCCGACUACAGUUGGUCGUAUCAGACGCCACCUUCUUCUCCUAGCACAACCAUGUCGAGAAAGUCAAGUGUCUGCAGCAGUCUGAACAGCGUCAACAGCAGCGACUCCCGGUCUAGCGGCUCCCACUCCCAUUCCCCCAGCUCACAUUACCGCUACCGAAGCUCCAACCUGGCCCAGCAGGCCCCCGUGAGGCUGUCCAGCGUGUCCUCCCACGACUCAGGAUUCAUAUCCCAGGACGCCUUCCAGUCCAAGUCACCCUCUCCCAUGCCACCUGAGGCUGCCAACCAGUUGUCUAAUGGGUUUUCUCACUAUAGUUUAUCAAGUGAGUCCCAUGCAGGGCCUGUGGGUGCAGGCCCUUUCCCUCAUUGCCUGCCUGCCUCCCGCCUGCUCCCUCGGGUCACCUCUGUCCACCUUCCUGACUACGCUCAUUAUUACACCAUUGGGCCCGGCAUGUUCCCGUCAUCUCAGAUCCCUAGCUGGAAGGACUGGGCAAAGCCAGGACCCUAUGACCAGCCACUGGUGAACACCCUCCAGCGCCGCAAAGAGAAGCGUGAGUCAGACUCCAAUGGGGGAGGACCCACUACUACAGGAGGACCACCUGCAGUUGCUGAAGAGGCACAGAGACCGAGGAGCAUGACUGUGUCAGCUGCCACCAGGCCUGGUGAGGAGAUGGGGGCCUGUGAAGAGCUGACACUCGCCCUGUCCCGGGGCCUACAGCUUGACGCACAGAGGAGCAGCCGGGACUCGCUACAGUGCUCCAGUGGCUAUAGCACCCAGACCACCACCCCGUGCUGCUCUGAGGAUACCAUCCCCUCCCAAGGUACGAGGCGCCCAGCUUUCCGGGCGGCUCCAGUUUCAGAUUACGAUUAUUUUUCUGUAAGUGGUGACCAGGAGGCAGAACAGCAAGAAUUUGACAAGUCGUCCACCAUUCCAAGGAACAGUGACAUCAGCCAGUCUUACAGGCGGAUGUUCCAAGCCAAGCGUCCAGCCUCAACUGCUGGCCUUCCCAGCACUCUCGGACCUGCUAUGGUCACACCAGGGGUUGCGACCAUCCGACGGACCCCUUCCACUAAGCCUUCUGUUCGCCGAGGGACCAUUGGAGCUGGUCCUAUUCCCAUCAAGACACCAGUGAUCCCUGUCAAAACCCCAACUGUCCCAGACCUCCCUGGGGUUUUGCCAUCCCCUCCAGAUGGGCCAGAGGAGCGGGGUGAGCACAGCCCUGAGUCUCCAUCUGUGGGGGAGGGACCCCAGGGUGUCAGCAAUAUACCCUCUUCCUUGUGGAGUGGUCAAGCACCGAUCAACCCUCCACUUCCAGGCCCAAAGCCCAGUAUACCUGAGGAACACAGACAGGCGAUUCCAGAGAGCGAGGCUGAAGACCAGGAAAGGGACCCCCCAAGUGCCACUGUCUCCCCAGGCCCGAUUCCAGAGAAUGACCCCGCAGACCUGAGCCCAAGAGAAAGUCCUCAGGGAGAAGACAUGCUGAAUGCCAUCCGGAGGGGUGUAAAGCUGAAGAAGACGACCACCAACGAUCGUUCAGCACCUCGCUUCUCUUAGGUUCUCAUAGUUCCCAGGAGAUGCCGCUAGUGGGAACAAACUCUUUAAUUAAUAAAGCCUAAUUUGUCUUGAUCCAUUCCAGUCUAUAAUCAAGCAAAAGAUUUUGUAGGCAAUUCGGAAUUCUGCUCUUUUCAAAGUAUUCAACAUCUUUAGAUAAAAAUUAAAAGCAACAUAUAUAAUUGACAUAA